CUCACAUGCAGCCUCAGCUGUAUCAAUGAAAAGGAAAGUGAUGUGGAAAACUUUAUGAUGCGGUUUAACCACGUGUUUGCCUGCUGGAAGAUCUGAAUUGAAAUUGGAUUGUUUUCCUCCUUCAAACAUUGGCUACCUUUUACUUGAUCGGCGUUCAUCUUGGAUUCAGUACAUCUCAUACAUCAUUUACUGGCAGGAUCUGAGUGACCUAAAGACAAACACACUCCAGGUUCCAGGAGCACCUCCCUCCUGAAAGAUCCAUGUCUAGGACCAACACAGCACAGGCAGCUUGUUCGUACCUUGAAGCAAUGAGACAAAUGCAAACAGUCAGUGCUAUGGUUCUUCUCGCCACUUUAUUCCUGAUCUUUUUCUACUCGACCCUACAUCUUGAGUCGACCUACAGUCACAGAGCUGCAAAAGAAAAUCCCCAAUCACAUCUCAGUGCCCAGAUCCAGUCCAAAGACAGCGAUGAAGCUGCACAAUCGUCUGAGAAGAAGAGUGUCACUUUGCCUCACGUUGAUGUUCUAAAUGUAACUAUAUCCCGUGACUUCAAAAAGACCAUCCCUCAAAACAAAGCAUACUGGAACCGUCUGCUGUAUUCCACCCUUGUGAAGCUGGACAAGGGAGAUAAUCCAGCCAGACGCGGCUCUGAUUGGUUUCGCUGCAAGGAGACAAAUCAAGAGCUCCUGCAAACCAACGUGCACAAUUUCAACUCAUACUCUGUCCUCUUCCAGAACUUUGUGCAGGAUAUGAGUUGCAGGACUCCUCCAAUCCUGAUCAAUCAACCCAAAAAGUGCAGAUCUGGUAGCAGGGAGGAAGAAAAUCAGAAGUCCCUACUCUUUGCUAUCAAGUCAACUCCUGGAAACUUUGAGCAGAGGCAGGCUGUGCGAGAGACAUGGGGGCGGGAGGCGAUGAAUAAGAGCGGGCUGAGAGUGCGCACAGUGUUUCUCAUGGGUGGCCCCCAAAUGGAUGACCCUGAUCUUAGCCAACUGCUGUCAUUUGAAGCCCAGCACUUUGGGGACAUCAUUCAGUGGGACUUCAAUGAAUCUUUCUUAAACCUGACGCUCAAAAUGUAUGCCUUCCUUCAGUGGGUGCUGACAUAUUGCAGUCAUGUUACCUUUGUUUUCAGUGGUGAUGAUGACGUUUUUGUCAACACACCGCUAUUACUCAGGUACCUGCAGUCUCUGGAUUCAGCUAAAGCCUCUAAGAUUUACAGCGGAGAUGUUAUAAAGACAGCAAAUCCAAUCAGGGACCCUAAAAGCAAAUACUUCAUCCCUUUGAGCUUCUAUGAUGGCCCUUACCCUUCAUAUGUUGCUGGAGGUGGAUUUCUCAUCUCUGGAGCAUUGCUGAGACCCCUUUUUUCAGUCUCACACUUCAUUCCUUUCUUCCCCAUUGAUGAUGUGUACAUGGGGAUGUGCUUUAAGGCUAUAGGAGUUUCUCCAGAAGCACACACAGGCUUUCACACCUUUGACAUCAAGGAGGAGAAUCGGGAGAAUCUAUGUGCGCAUAAGGAUAUUAUUCUGACUCAUAAACGCUCCCCGCAGCAGAUAACAAAGCUAUGGAGGGGAAUUCACAGCCCCUUGUUGACUUGUUGAACAAGACAAGUGAGAAAAGAAAGACAACGACUGAAACCACAAAUACAGUUCCUAUAAAAACUAUUCACGCAUUUGGAUGUUUUACCAUUUUAUUGAUUUUAUAAAUCAAUCAUGAUCAGUAUUAUAUGGCCUGUUCGACCAAAAAAGGCCCCAAAACUCCACAAAGUACUUCUACAAAGUAAUGUCAAUUGAAUCACAGCUGAGUCUGUGUGGAUAGGUUUCAGUCAGGCUUGCACAUCUGGACACUGUAAUUUCACUUCAGUCUUCUUUGUAAAAGGGCUCAAGCUCUGUCAGGUUGCACAGGGAUCAGGCGUCAGGUCUUUUCAUGUCCAGCCACAAAUUCUCUAUUGGAUUGAGGUCUGGGCUUUGACUCAGACACUCCAGAACAUUCACCUUACUUUCUUUAAAACAUUGCUGUGCAGCUUUCGCUGUAUGCUUCGGGUCAUUGUCUCACUGGAAAAUAAAGCCUCUCCCAAGCUGUUGUUCUCUUGCAGACUGAGUAAGAUUUUCCUCAUGGAUUUUGCCACAUUCAUUUUACCCUCUACCUUUACAAGCCUUCCAGGGCCGGAUUCUUAGAAGCACCCCACACCAUGAUGCUGCCACUGCUUCACAGUGGGGAUGGUCUUGGCUGUCAUAACGUCUUGUCUGAUGGCCCAAAAGCACCAUUUUAGCUCAUCAGACCAUAGAACAUUUCCACUUGACCAUAGGGUCUCCCACAUGCCUUUUGGUGAACUCCAGUCUAGAUUUAACACAAGUUUUCUUCAACGGCAACUGUCUCUUUGCCACUCUCCCUUAAAGCUUUGACUGGACAACAGUUGUUAUUUGCAGUCUCUCUCAUCUCAGCAUCUGAAGCUUGUAACUCCUUCAGAGUAGUCUUGGGUGUCAUAGGUGGCCUCUCUCACUAGUCCCCUUCUUGCACAGUGACUAGGUCUGUGAGAAUGGCCUGAUCUAGGCAGAUUUACAUAUGUGCCAUAUUCCUUCCAUUUUUUGAUGAUGGAUUUAUCUGAACUCUGGGAGAUGUUCAGACCCUUGGGAUUUCUUUUGUAACCAUCCCCUGACUUAUUUUUUUCAAUAAUCUUUUCUCUGUUGCUUGGGGUGUUCUUUUGUCUUUAUGGUGUAAUGGUAGCCAGGAAUACACAUCCACUUUACUCUGGUUAUCCUUAUUUCCCUACUUGUGAGACUUCCACCACCAAUUAGCUGGACCUCUGUCCUCACCACCUUUUGAAAGGGGUGAAUAUUUAUGUAGUCACAAUUGACAAUUCUUGUUUUGUUU
Molecule: messenger RNA, 2868 nt
Organism: Cheilinus undulatus (humphead wrasse)
Lineage: Eukaryota; Metazoa; Chordata; Actinopteri; Labriformes; Labridae
Gene: b3gnt2l
Product: UDP-GlcNAc:betaGal beta-1,3-N-acetylglucosaminyltransferase 2, like
Exons: 2
Coding region: 261-1595 (444 amino acids)
Cellular component (GO): membrane
Molecular function (GO): protein N-acetylglucosaminyltransferase activity
Source: RefSeq, a predicted model, not a curated record